Molecule: messenger RNA, 2147 nt
Organism: Poecilia latipinna (sailfin molly)
Lineage: Eukaryota; Metazoa; Chordata; Actinopteri; Cyprinodontiformes; Poeciliidae
Product: sodium/calcium exchanger 3-like
Exons: 6
Coding region: 16-1179 (387 amino acids)
Biological process (GO): sodium ion transmembrane transport; cell communication; calcium ion import across plasma membrane
Cellular component (GO): postsynapse; axon; sarcolemma
Molecular function (GO): calcium:sodium antiporter activity
Source: RefSeq, a predicted model, not a curated record
UCUAACCUUUCUUCCAUGCUGAUUAUUAAUCCAACUUACAGCGCACUUCCCGUGUCCCUCCAUCGCAAAUUAACCUUUCUCUUCUUUUCUCUCUCCCUCCUCCCCUUCUCUGUCUUUUGUUUUUUUCUGUUCCCCUGCCUUUCGCAAAAACCCUGUCCUUUGUCGUUUCCCCCCUCUCGCAGCAAGUUUGUUCACGUGAAAAUUAUUGACGAUGAGGAGUAUGAGAAAAACAAGAACUUCUUCCUGGAGCUGGCUGAGCCUCGCAUGGUAGACAUGAGUCUGCAGAAAGCCCUGUUGUUAGCUGAUGAUGUACCAGACAGGAAGCUUACGUCUGACGAGGAGGAAGCCAAGCGGAUCGCCGAGAUGGGAAAGCCAGUGCUGGGGGAGCACCCGCGGCUGGAGGUCAUUAUCGAAGAGUCGUACGAGUUCAAGAGCACAGUGGACAAGCUGAUCAAGAAGACCAACCUGGCUCUGGUGGUGGGAACGAACUCCUGGAGAGAGCAGUUCAUGGAGGCCAUUACUGUCAGUGCAGAUGAGGACGAGGAGGACACGGGCGAGGAGCGCCUUCCGUCCUGCUUCGACUACGUCAUGCACUUCCUCACCGUCUUCUGGAAGGUUCUGUUCGCGUGCGUCCCCCCCACGGACUACCUGAACGGCUGGGCGUGCUUCAUCGUGUCCAUCGUCAUCAUCGGCCUGCUCACGGCCGUCAUCGGCGACCUGGCCUCCCACUUCGGCUGCACCAUCGGCCUCAAGGACUCGGUCACGGCGGUGGUGUUUGUCGCUCUCGGCACGUCCGUCCCAGAUACCUUUGCCAGUAAGGUAGCCGCCGUCCAGGACACCUACGCGGACGCUUCCAUAGGGAACGUGACCGGCAGCAACGCCGUUAACGUCUUCCUGGGCAUCGGCAUGGCCUGGUCCGUGGCCGCCAUUUACUGGCACAUGAAAGGGAAGCCGUUUGUGGUGGAGGCCGGCUCGCUGGCCUUCUCCGUCACCCUCUUCACCAUCUUCGCCUUCCUGGCCGUGUCGGUGCUGCUCUACCGGCGCCGAGCCCACAUCGGAGGGGAACUGGGCGGCCCGCGAGGACACAGACUGGCCACGUCGGCCAUCUUUUUCAGCCUCUGGUUCCUCUACAUCCUCUUCUCCAGUCUAGAAGCCUACUGUCAUAUAGAAGGCUUCUGAGCAGAUUGAGACUCCCGACGAAGAAAAGCAAAGAGUGGGAAUUGGGUCAAUCUUAAUGCUAAGAACGUUUUUUUUUCUAAGAUAUGUCGUCUGCUCUCUCCUUCUCCACCCUUCCCUAAAGAAACCUCGGAGGCGCGCAUUCUGCCCUCAACAGGCCCGAACUGCAGCUUUCAUCUGGGUUUUAUUUCCCAGCAUGCCCCGAAGGAUUGCGGAGGAGAUCCUGCAUUCUGCUGUUAACCUGGAGAGAGCAGAGUCAAUCAGAGGUCUAUAUUUUUCUCAAAACGGGACAAAAAUGACUUUUUAAAAGAAACAUAUUUUGAGGAUAAAAAUGCAAAAACUAAUGCAACAAAAAUAAGAGACCCAGUCAACAUAGAGGAAUUAAAAAACUAUUUUCUGAUUUGAAAAAAAUAAUAAUAAUAAUAAUAAUAAUGACAUUACAGUUGAAAGGGAAAAUACGAUGUGGAGUGAAAGAGGGGUGGGUUCAUAGUAUUUAUUUUAUUUGCAUCCUUUCCUAAAAGGAGUUCUGUCAGAAAUUCCGCAACCAGGAAGAGGAACAAGAAACGACAGCGACAGCUCACACCGCCGGACGAAUCACGACUCAAGCAGGAGAACAUGGGGGUGGGAGGAGAUGCGAACACGGUCAAACUGCCCUGAACAUUACUUCCUUACUCUAAAUGUAUCUAUAUAUAAUAUAUUUCCAUAUUUUCUGUAUAUUUUCAAUAUUUGUUUAAAUGUGGUCCUCUUCUGCUCCGACAGAGGAUCGCCGCGGCGCAGCGGGAGGAGGCCGGGGUGAGGGAGGGCGGGGGUCAAACUAUAUAUCUGAGGAUGUCUUCACCUUUCUAAGAGUUAUGUAUCUUGCCUAUAGGUAAACGAGUAUGACAUUGUAUUUUGUUUAUUUACCAAUAUCUUGGUCUCACUUGACUUUUCACCGUUUUUUCGAUCGGAAAUCCGAAGAAAAGAUAAAGAAA